Iphiclides podalirius (scarce swallowtail) is the source of this 303-nucleotide messenger RNA. The record is from the annotation of a GenBank genome assembly. Lineage: Eukaryota; Metazoa; Arthropoda; Insecta; Lepidoptera; Papilionidae.
AUGGUAAUUGGAUUGCUUUUUAUUGCAACCCAGGGAGCACCGAUUGAACCAAAUGAUAUUGCUGCUGCAGCUGCCAAUGGAGAUUGGGACUUAUUUCAAAGAUUGAUUAGCCAAGGAUUUAACUUUGAACCGAAUUUUGAGAACAUAAAAAGUUUGCGACCACAAGGGCCGGACUCUCACGUUUACGGCGAGGGCGAAUAUAGGUUCCAUUCCUCUUCGAACAUCAACGGACAGAAGAGCGAAAGUAGCGGAGGUCGCAAGGUCAUCAACAAAGAUGGCCAGGUAGAAGAAUACGAAUUGCCG